AUGGAGUUGAAUCCUAUGCAAGUUGCCUUAAAUACUGUUAGGACAUUAAGAUUGGAGCUAAUGCAGCUUAUUCUUGAAAUUGGUGAAGGAGUAAAAGAUGAUGGUUCACAAACAGACUCAAAAGAUAAUCGUUAUAUGUAUUCUAUGAAUGAAAUGGUUGGAAAACUUGGACUUCAUAUGAGGGAUCUUGAGCAAGUUGUUGGGUCCUUAUCUAGUCCUCCGGGUGCUAUGUUAUUAUAUAACACAUCAUUUUUAACGCAAGAAAGCACAUCUGAUCGACAAGCAUUGUACACUCCUCUUGUGUCUUCUCAUAAAUGGCUUGACAAAGUACAUAAAUUCAGUUCAAAUGCUGUACAAAUUUUAAGUCAUAAUUCAUUAAAAAAAUCGUAUUACAAUUCCAGUUCGAAUAAGAAGAAAAGACAACAGUCUAGUUUGCAUAAUAUAUCACCACAAGCUGUUGAUGUACUACUGACUAAUAUUGAUCGGAUGUUUCCUGAUAUGAGUAUUACAAUAACGAGGCCUUGUGCAUCAAAUGUUGUUCUAUUGGUUGGCUUAGGUAGAGUUUUACAAGCUAUUAUAUCAUUUAAAGGAGUUAUGAUUGAAUGGGUUAUUGUUAAAGGAUUUAAUGAGCCUAUUAACCCUAAUAGUUUACAACAAGAGCUUUGGCAAGAAUCAAGAUAUUAUGUUUUUCGUAAGAUAACUGAUCAUGCUAAUGCAGCUAUGUUACAUUUUUCUUCACCAACAUUGCCAGAUCUUUCAGUUCGAUCAUUCAUGACUUGGCUCAAUAGUUAUUUGAUAUUAUUCAAUUCAGUAUGUAAAGCAUGUGGAAAUCGAUUGCUUAAUGCAUACCCACCAACUUGGAGAGAUCUACGAUCAUUAGAUACAUACCAUUAUGAAUGUAAACCAUAAUAUUAUAUUUAAAUUAAUCAUUCAAAAUAUUUUUUAAUAUCCUAACUUAAGAAUAAAAUUAAUUGUACCUUUAUUGAGUAAAAUAAAUGUAGCUUAUGAUAUUUAAUGUGAAUACAUUACUAAACUGCUUUAUGAAUAAUUCAAUGAUAAAGUUUUUUUUUACAUUCGAAUCUUUGAUUUUUCUCUUUUUUUUACCUUUUAUUAUAUCUUAAGUUCUUAAUUAUUGAUGUUUUGUCAAAUUUGAUUAAAAUUUUCUCUCAUGGUUUUGAUGUUGCAUGUUACUAGUAACUUUUACUAGUAUAGUAGUACGUAUUAAAUAGUAACUAGUAGUUGUAUGAACAGUUUCGGCCUAGCCCAGGUAACUAGGAGACAAUUGCCUCAGAGGCUCCAACCAGUUGUUCAAGAUGAGUCUUAAUAAUGUAAAAUAAAACAAUAGUUCAUAAAAGUAGUGUCAGUUAAAGUGAAUAUGAAUUACCUAAAAACACCGAUUGUAAUAAAUUGAUAUACGCAAUAAUUAAUAGUAUUAUUAUAUUUAAACUCCUACAUUGUAACUGCUGUUUGCAUAUAUUUAAGUUGAACUACAUAAAAGCUGCCAAAAAAGAAAA
Myzus persicae (green peach aphid) is the source of this 1514-nucleotide messenger RNA. Its product is annotated as mediator of RNA polymerase II transcription subunit 27-like. The transcript has 6 exons. Bases 1 to 909 code for a protein of 302 amino acids. Gene Ontology annotation, cellular component: mediator complex. Lineage: Eukaryota; Metazoa; Arthropoda; Insecta; Hemiptera; Aphididae. Gene Ontology annotation, biological process: regulation of transcription by RNA polymerase II. The record is from RefSeq and is a predicted model, not a curated record. Gene Ontology annotation, molecular function: transcription coactivator activity.